Molecule: messenger RNA, 2563 nt
Organism: Physcomitrium patens
Lineage: Eukaryota; Viridiplantae; Streptophyta; Bryopsida; Funariales; Funariaceae
Source: RefSeq, a predicted model, not a curated record
AUGACAGUAUCGUUUACAGUGAGCACCGGAGAUAGGAGAGGACUAGCGUCUUCAACGGUUAGAAAUCGCCUUCUGAGAAUAGUGUGUAAAGAGGUGCCUGGGCAUGGUUGUUAUGCCAGUAAAUUGCAAAAUGAAGGACUGGUUGGAAGAGGAAACGGUACUACAACAAUCGAAUUUCGAAGUCUGGGUGAAUCUGCUUCCUGUGGAGGCGGGAAAGAGGAAGAACAACGUCGUCAACGCUUAUCGGAGGCGGAGCCAGCUAGGCAGGGUCAGCCACAGCAGCAGCAGCAGAUAGCUGGCUACGAAAUAUCAAUCUCUGGCACCGAGCAUUCGGAAAAAGUGGAAGGGCUGUCCAAACGAGGGGGCGGUGAGGGAUCAUCUGAGGAGAGAAGAGUGCGUGCGCGACCAAGUGACCAACCCAGCAAGAGUGGUCCUCCAGGGGCCGAGUGUACCCGCCCGGCCCGAGCGGCACGAUCCUCUGGAGGGAAGGAUCGUCAUAGCAAAGUCAACACAGCGAAAGGGCCCAGAGACCGAAGAGUUCGGCUGUCAGUUCCCACCGCUGUUCAAUUUUACGAUGUGCAAGACCGGCUUGGCUUCGACCAGCCCAGCAAAGCAGUGGAAUGGUUGAUCAAGCAUGCCAAAGCCGCCAUUGAUGAGCUCGAGCAGCUUCCGUCCGUGCGGCAGGGGGAGCCUGCAGCCUCGUUUGAGCAACAACCUCAGACCACUAGCUCCACCGUCUCCACCUUCUCAGCUGGCCUUCCCGGGGUCCUCGCUGCCCCCUUACCCGAAUCCUCAAGCACAUCAUAUGGGACCUACGACAGUCAUGGGCAGCCAGCAAUGAUGUCUACUUUCGGCCACACUGGUCACGGAAUGGAAGCAGUCAUGGGUCCCCAACAUCAACACCAUCACCUCGCAAGCUAUGGUCUGAAUUUUCCACUGGAACAGCAAGCUGGAUUGUUCCGGGCAGGAAGCUCUGGCGACAGUCAAGCUGGGGGCUCCGGCACCGCCCGUGUGGAGUCUCGAGCCAAAGCCCGCGAGCGUGCUCGGGAACGAGCCAAGGAGAAACACAUCACGGAGAGGGAUCCAGGAACUGGAAGAAUAUCCUCAAGCAUGGUUACGCAUCAUGUGCCCGCAUCCGCAUCCGCAGGAAUGCAGCAGCAACAUCCCCACCUCGUCCAAUCCCCGUACGCGAACCUCCCCUCACAGGUGAGCAGCGCGCUUCUACAUCCAUUUCAAGCGUCCCCUGCCUUCAAUGCUUCCACUGGUAUCCACCCUCCCUCACGGCCUCCCCCUCCUGCUGCUACUCCUUACCAUGCAUCCAGCUACGGUUUCUCUGAGUCUUCCUUCGUAUACAGCGGGCAUUACAAUCCUCCCCCCACACCCUACAACCAAGCUGAGCCAUCCUUGCAUCAGCAGCAGCAGCAACUGCCCUCUGUCUCCCAUUAUUUUGUCGAGAAUCCUCCACCGCCCAGCCAUUACAGCAGCAGCAACCCCCAGGGAAUGAACACCCCUAAACCCAUGACGUUGCCUGGGUUCUCUCCCGGCCCUGCCUCCUCCUCCCUUCGAGCCAGCCUAUUCGGAAGCGUAAUUAGCGAGCAGCAUCAAUCUCUCCACUAUUCCAGUGGCAGCUACCUAUCGCCGUCUGGAUAUUAUUUCCCACCCUCGUAUGCGUCGAUCGCCCAACGCCCGCCGCCGUCCUCAUCCCCGUUGUUAGGCCCAUCUCUCCCGGGCAGCAGUCUUCGUCCCUCGCAAGGAACCAUGAGGUAUACCCUCCCGGGGAUGCGGUCCGACCAAGAGCAGGCUCGAGGCCACGAGCAGCAGCAGCAGCAGGAGGAGGAGCUUGGGACCCACGAUCAGACACCCCAUAGCCUGGAUCCCAACUUCUACACCUCACAGAUACCUGCAAGAUUGCAGGGCUUGGAAGAGCUUGAGGAGGAGUUCAAGCGUUGAGCUUGAGCUUGUGGGGCACCUGAGGAGGAGAGUCUUACACCAGCCUGGCCUUGAAAGCAAGUGCGGGCGGCUCAUGGCUCUUUUCUCUGACCAGUUUGAUAGAUGAUUCGUCAUGAAACUAGUUGGCUGCCUUGAGUGGUCAGAGAAUUGGAAUCUCUAGAAGGUUAUGGCAGCAAACAUACAGAGUUCCCUCCAUUGAUCCAGGAUGUGGAUCUGGUGACUUCCACGAUGACGACGAGACCACGAACACAAGGAUGACACUGAUGGCUGCACACCAUCUGCAGUAAGUUCUCUUGGCUUGUGAGAUGGAUAGCUAGCCCCAGUAGAAGGAAUAAACGUCGGCUGUCAGUUGGUUGAGAGCAGGCAUAGCAAUAUUAUUUUAUGGGAUCUACUAAAGAGUAAUAACCUAGUAUCGUGCAAAAAGAAAUCAACCCAUGUGCAUAUUUGUAGAGACUCUGAGUCAUUGUAACAUAGCAAUUGGUGGAGGUGGAUCUCUCCACAUUUGGUGUAUGUUUCAACAUUCUUUCCUAGUGGUCAACUGGCUUUGUACCACUGGAGGCUCCGGCAUAAAUUCUAAAACUGGAUCCUACAUCUAUUUUCUAUUUUUCCCAGA